AUGGAGCGAAGAACCUGGACUCUGCAGUGUACUGCUUUCACCCUCUUUUGCGCUUGGUGUGCUUUGAACAGUGUAAAAGCGAAGAGGCAAUUUGUCAAUGAAUGGGCGGCGGAGAUCCCCGGGGGCCCAGAAGCAGCCUCGGCUAUCGCAGAGGAGCUGGGCUAUGACCUUUUGGGUCAGAUUGGAUCACUUGAAAAUCACUACUUAUUCAAACAUAAAAACCAUCCACGAAGGUCUCGAAGAAGUGCCCUUCAUAUCACUAAGAGAUUAUCUGAUGAUGACCGUGUUAUAUGGGCUGAACAACAGUAUGAAAAAGAGAGAAUUAAACGUUCAACUCUAAGAGAUUCAGCACUAAAUCUCUUCAAUGACCCCAUGUGGAAUCAGCAGUGGUAUUUGCAAGAUACUAGGAUGACUGCAGCCCUGCCCAAGCUAGAUCUUCAUGUGAUACCUGUUUGGCAAAAAGGCAUUACAGGCAAAGGAGUUGUUAUCACUGUACUGGAUGAUGGCUUGGAGUGGAAUCACACGGACAUUUAUGCCAAUUAUGAUCCAGAGGCUAGCUAUGAUUUUAACGAUAAUGAUCAUGAUCCGUUUCCCCGAUAUGAUCCUACAAAUGAGAACAAACAUGGAACCAGAUGUGCAGGAGAAAUUGCCAUGCAAGCAAAUAAUCACAAGUGCGGGGUUGGAGUUGCAUACAAUUCCAAAGUCGGAGGCAUAAGAAUGCUGGAUGGCAUUGUGACUGAUGCUAUUGAGGCCAGUUCAAUUGGAUUCAACCCCGGACAUGUGGAUAUUUACAGUGCAAGCUGGGGCCCUAAUGACGAUGGGAAAACCGUGGAGGGUCCUGGUAGAUUAGCCCAGAAAGCUUUUGAAUAUGGUGUUAAGCAGGGAAGACAAGGAAAGGGCUCCAUCUUCGUCUGGGCUUCUGGGAAUGGCGGGCGUCAGGGAGAUAACUGUGACUGUGAUGGCUACACGGACAGCAUCUACACCAUCUCAAUCAGCAGCGCUUCCCAACAAGGCCUGUCGCCCUGGUACGCUGAGAAGUGCUCUUCCACGCUGGCCACCUCCUACAGCAGUGGGGAUUACACCGACCAGCGAAUCACAAGCGCUGACCUGCAUAAUGACUGCACUGAGACCCAUACAGGCACCUCAGCCUCUGCACCCCUGGCUGCCGGUAUCUUCGCUCUGGCCUUGGAAGCAAACCCAAAUCUCACCUGGAGAGAUAUGCAGCACUUGGUUGUCUGGACCUCUGAAUAUGACCCAUUGGCCAAUAACCCUGGAUGGAAAAAGAAUGGAGCAGGCUUGAUGGUGAAUAGUCGAUUUGGAUUCGGCUUGCUAAAUGCCAAAGCUCUGGUGGAUUUAGCUGAUCCUGGGACCUGGAGCAGUGUGCCUGAGAAGAAAGAAUGUGUUGUAAAAGAUAAUGACUUUGAGCCCAGAGCCCUGAAAGCUAAUGGAGAAGUUAUCAUUGAAAUUCCAACAAGAGCUUGUGAAGGGCAAGAGAAUGCUAUCAAGUCCCUGGAGCAUGUGCAAUUUGAAGCAACAAUUGAAUAUUCCCGUAGAGGAGACCUUCAUGUCACUCUCACUUCGGCUGCUGGAACUAGCACGGUAUUGUUGGCUGAAAGAGAGCGGGACACAUCCCCUAAUGGCUUUAAGAAUUGGGACUUCAUGUCUGUCCAUACAUGGGGAGAGAAUCCUAUAGGCACCUGGACUUUGAGAAUUGCAGACAUGUCUGGAAGAAUGCAAAAUGAAGGGAGAAUUGUGAACUGGAAGCUGAUCUUGCAUGGAACCUCUUCUCAACCAGAGCACAUGAAACAACCUCGUGUGUACACAUCCUACAACACCGUCCAGAAUGACAGAAGAGGAGUGGAGAAGAUGGUGGACGUGGAGGAGGAGCAGCCCACACAAAAGAACCCAGAUGAGACCCCCCUGGUGUCCAAGAGCCCCAGCAGCAUCAGUGUGGGGCUAAGAAGAGAUGAGCUGGCAGAGGCGGGACCUUCUGAGGCCAUGCUGCGACUCCUACAAAGUGCUUUUAGCAAAAUCCCACCUUCAGAGCAAUCGCCAAAGAAGUCUCCAAGUACAAAACUCAACAUCCCUUAUGAAAAUUUCUAUGAAGCCUUGGAAAAGUUGAACAAACCUUCUCAGCUUAAAGACUCUGAGGACAGUUUGUAUAAUGACUAUGUUGAUGUUUUCUAUAACACAAAACCUUAUAAGCACAGAGAUGACCGGCUGCUGCAAGCUCUGGUGGACAUUCUGAAUGAGGAAAAUUAAAAUAAUUGUGUGGUCCUGAGAUGGAAAUAUUCACACAUCUUCCUUUCCCUUAGAUUCUGCCUGUGUCUGAAGUGGUUGUUUUGGCAUUGAUUCCUAUGCUUAUAAUAUCUUUUAUGGCACUUUUUUCUUUGUCUCCCCAAAUUGUACAUUUAAAGGGGAUGAGCUCAAAUAGGAAAUCCAGCUUCCAGAAUU
Molecule: messenger RNA, 2454 nt
Organism: Sciurus carolinensis (gray squirrel)
Lineage: Eukaryota; Metazoa; Chordata; Mammalia; Rodentia; Sciuridae
Gene: Pcsk1
Product: proprotein convertase subtilisin/kexin type 1
Exons: 14
Coding region: 1-2262 (753 amino acids)
Biological process (GO): protein processing
Cellular component (GO): trans-Golgi network; Golgi membrane
Molecular function (GO): serine-type endopeptidase activity
Source: RefSeq, a predicted model, not a curated record